UUGCACAUCCCUGCACAGCAGGUGGCGGAAUUCUCCAAAGAGAUGUAUUCCGCCCGUAAAUUAAAAGAGGAUGAAGCAGACCAAUAAGCUAAAGAUGUCAGUGUAGUCGUCAAGAGUCACCGACGUGAAAAUGUUGAAAGAGUUAGUGAGGGAGCGGCUUAUUGAGGCCGCCGACGAAAUCUUCGGACUGUUUGAAAGAACGAUUGCGUCGUACGAGAAGCAGCUUUGCCGUGCGAGAGAGGAGACCGAGCGCCAAAGACAACUGGAGGCUGUUUGCAAGACUAAUAUUGUGCUAUGUGCCGAAGAUGUCCAGGUGCUGACUGCUCAUCAGGAAGAACUCCCCGUUCAGCUGCAACACAGUAGCUCCAAUUCGGAGGAGGAGUCUCUACAGCACUCGCUUGUUAAAGAGGAAGAGCCACAGCCCCAUCAUGUUAUGGAAGAGAAGCAUCAACAGCCCCUCAACGUUAAGAAGGAAGAGGAGCCAGGUGAUGUCGGCAAUGAAAAUGGACCUUCUCCUGACUUGCCACAGCUUCAUCCUCACAGUCCAAGUGGUGACCACUCAGGAGGACCACCACCCGGUGACCUCUUAGCUUCAUUGCCAGAUAUUGACGAGACUAAAGAACUUUGUAGAAGCGACUUAAACUCGGCAGGUUACUGGAAGAGAACUUCACAAAUGCGUCCAAAACGUUUCACCUGCUCUGUUUGUGGAAAAACAUUCUCUCAAAAGGCACACUUUACAGCCCAUAGAAGAACACACGAGCAAGAAAGACGUUUUAGUUGCUCAAUGUGCGAUAAAACAUUCAUUCAAAAGGCAAGCUUGGUAUCACAUAUGAGAAUGCACACUGGAGAAAAGCCCUUUAGUUGUCCAGUUUGCGGAAAAACAUUCACUCGAAAAGACUGCAUGGAAACGCACAUGAGAAUACACACGGGAGAAAAACCUUUUGCUUGCUCAUUUUGUGGUAGGGCAUUCACUCUUAAGCAAAACAUGUUCAGGCACAUGAGAAUGCACACGGGAUAAAAU
This is a messenger RNA of Hippocampus comes (tiger tail seahorse), 1021 nucleotides long. RefSeq names its product replication initiator 1-like. The transcript is spliced from 2 exons. Gene Ontology annotation, cellular component: nucleus. The record is from RefSeq and is a predicted model, not a curated record. Gene Ontology annotation, biological process: regulation of gene expression. The coding region runs from base 131 to 1018 and encodes 295 amino acids. NCBI's taxonomy places the organism in Eukaryota, Metazoa, Chordata, Actinopteri, Syngnathiformes, Syngnathidae.